AUGAGGAGAGAGAAGUUGAGAACCCCUGAGGGACCAUGUGGAAAGGCUUGUAAGCUGGGCUUGGGUCAGCAGCAGCCAAACUGGCCAUGCUUGGGGGAGAGACAAAUUUCCAUUACAACUUCUCGGCUGAGGCUGACAGGGUCAUUUCAGAAGAAGGUACUUUUCACUAGAGGCUCAAAGGCCUCAGCUGUCACCCUCCAAAAUCUCACACUCGAGGCUGACUCUUAUUACAAAUGCAUUUUCAAUGUGUUCCAUCAUGGCUCCUUCAGCAUAGAGAUAUGCCUCAACAUCCAAAAUAAGUUUUCCACUAACUCCUUCUCUCUUCCUGGAAUGCAGUCUGGGUCUGAUGUGCUGAGGAGGUGGAGAUGUCAUUACACUAUCCAGCACAUGGAGAUUUUCCAUGAAGCAGCAUGUCCCUGGUGGAUAGUGUCCAGAUUGUCAUACUGGAAUUAUUACCUAACCAACUGUCCUUUUAAUUGGACAAUAUAUGACAGGAAUAUUAACCUAUUUGCAACACUUUCCUCAGGGGAAGUGAAGGCAAUCUUGAUAUAUUCUGUCAUGAGACUAAAUAACAGAAAAAGGAACAGGCAGAAGACACAGUGUACCCAAAACUCCUGCAAAGGAGACAGGCUUUUACAGCAAGACCUAGGUGAGAGAGCCUCUGUGAGCCUGCACACACUGGAAGAUCAGCACAUGACUUAUCAAAACGAGGUAACACAAACAUCCAAGGCUUACGCAGACACCAGGCUCCAUGUUUCACAAAAGGCUGAAGAGAAACCUGUGAUCAAGAAAAGUUGGAGGCACCUGUUUUCAGAGGAAGGAGAGAACCUGAACAGCAGCUUCCAAAGUGAGUUGAAGAGUGGACCUGCUAGAUUAUCCAUCAAGGAGCUUGGCUGCUCUCCCAUGAAGGAGGACGGGGAGGCAAUGGCAGGUUCAUUGAUUUAA
Cyanistes caeruleus (blue tit) is the source of this 945-nucleotide messenger RNA. Lineage: Eukaryota; Metazoa; Chordata; Aves; Passeriformes; Paridae. The record is from RefSeq and is a predicted model, not a curated record.